Molecule: messenger RNA, 1283 nt
Organism: Moneuplotes crassus
Lineage: Eukaryota; Ciliophora; Spirotrichea; Euplotida; Euplotidae
Source: the annotation of a GenBank genome assembly
CUGCUAGCAUUAGAUAAUUCAUCAACAGACACUGCCUCUCUGAGACCUUGUUGAUUCCUUAAGAUCAACUGUAGUACAGUAUCGACCUGGAACAGUAAUGAUGCUUAAUUUCACACAAUUUUGAGUGAGCAAAAAUUCAUGAUUCACCUACAAAUUUUGGCAGAAUUCUGAAUUACUAGUGCUUUUUAAAGACUUUAUGUUGAUAAAUUUUAUCUUAAUCUGUAAAGAACUAACGAGUCUAAAAGCGGGGUGGGAGUUAUUCCAAUGGACUCCUGUAAUUUACUACCAUCUACACCUUAUUAAAAUGCCUCACUUAAUCUCAAAUGAUUUAUCACCAGAUAGUAUUUAAGAAGAAAUUUUUAAGAAUUUUAAUAAUAAAUUAAAUACUUCUAGACAUGUUUAGAACCAAAUCGAGUUUUACCAAUAAUGAAGAUUUUGCAUUUGAAAGCAAAGAGACUCAUGACCUGGACUCUCUUAACAAGCCAGAUACAUUAUUAACCGACGCUAUCGAGCCUGUGAAGCAGAGCCCAUUUCAACUCAAGGUUGCUUCCUCUAAUUGGCAUUUCUGACUCAAUGGAGCAUGACUUUCUGAUGAUAAUGAUGCUGAAGAAAGUUAUUUCAGUAUUCCUAAGAGCAACCUUUUUAAGGAAUAUCUUGAUGAUCUACAGUGAGAAGAAGCCAACCAUCAAGACUAUCUAGCAAAUUUCAUGCAUGAAACUCAGGAUCAAGAACCUUGUGUUGAUAAAUUAAAUUUCGAAGGACCCUUGAUUCAAGCCAAAGCUUGAAUAUAUGAGGAGGAACAUUUGAAACAUACCAACUUUAUUCCAAAUUUAAAGCCUGAGAUAAAAUCUGAAGUAAAGCCUGAGUCUAAACCUUCUCAUAAAAUCACAAGAUGGAGGAAGCAAGAUGACAUUGAGUUGUUCAAAGCAUUUAGAAUGUGUGAACAGCAAGGUCUCAUUACGCUAAAUGAAAUUAGAUGCUUCAAAAGUCCAUCUGAGGUAGCUGCUCACUUAGGAAUACAGAUGAUUAAAGACACUCUUGGGUGUAAACAAUCUCAUAUGUUCCUGGUGAAUCGGAUCAAAAACAAACUGAAUGACUCCUUCUCCAUUAGAGAGACAAAGCUUCUUAAGAGACUUGUUAGGAAGUACGAGUAUGAUAACAUUCCUUACCUACAGUUGUUAGAAAGUUUCUCUGGCAAGACUCUUGAAGGAAUGAAGAGGGCCUGUGAUCACUUGUGUGAGAACAAGAGAAACAAGAAACUGAGCAAAGUUCAGCAGGCUUAG